Ostertagia ostertagi is the source of this 822-nucleotide messenger RNA. The record is from the annotation of a GenBank genome assembly. NCBI's taxonomy places the organism in Eukaryota, Metazoa, Nematoda, Chromadorea, Rhabditida, Trichostrongylidae.
AUGGCGGAGGACUUCGAGGAUGCGGGCCAACGGUACACUUUUCUUCUGCGGCCGGUGAAAGAUUUAGGAAAAAAUUUUGAAGUCAAUAUUGCAAAGGAGCUCGAUGAAUAUUGCGAACGACUCGGCGAUGUCACAGAUGAGGCACAUCAAGGAGUUGAUAAUCACCACAGGUUCAACUUUGCCGAAGCAGCGAUGCUCAUUCAAGGGUCGGCAUAUGUUUUUGGUAGAAAGGUAGACUAUGUUCAUUCCCAGGCAGUCCACUUCUUCGAGGCGCUCCAGCCACAGAAGACCAAGAAAAAGAAGAAAAAAGGAGGUAGUAUUUGUACCGUUGAUGUAUUUUUCGGGAUGUAUAAUGAUUCUUGUACAGAAGAGGAAGAGGAUGACGAAGGAUUCGUGGACGGCGACAAUGCUAGUAUUGAUCCAUGCGAUUUGGUUGACUACAGCAAAGUAAAAGUAUGCAGCGAAAUGUCACUUCUCAAGGACCGCGAAAGUAAGAAUGAACAGGGCAUUUUAAAAAUUUCCAGUAACCUUCUUCUCAAUGCGCACUUUUUUAAGAAAGCAAGUAGGGGUCACCCUCCGAAGAUCAAAGUUAUGCCAAUGUCGUUAAUGCCUUUGGCGGAUAACGAGAAAAGUGGCGUUCUGGUCUACUCUACUGGUUACCGGAUGGAAGUCAUCGGUAAAAUGGACGACUUUAAAAUGAAUGCCGGCUUUUUGAAUAGCAGAGGUGUCCUAUUGUUGCAAUUGGCCCACAACAAGAUUGUCGAUGAGUUUGCCAGUGAAGCUUUUCUUCGGAUGUGGCAUCCAUAUCCUCUUCAAUGCUGA